GCAUAAUUAAGUCCCAAUGGAAUUAAAUGAAAAAAUAAAUUUCACGCAAUGGAAGACAUUCAGUUGGUACAAUUAUUUAUGGCCGACUCCGUAUUAAAGACACAUCUCAUGAAUUUCGUAUCGCAAAAAAGAACAAUUUCAAGGGUUCCUACAAUUGCAUUCGCAGUAGCUACAAGAAAUUGCAAACUUUACGUCUGUUUUUCGGAUGGAUCGGCAUGCUAACGAGAACAAAGGCGGGAACGAAGACUCAGAGAAAGUACAGCAGGCAGAUCCGAAAAGACAAUCGACUACUGACCCACUUGAAAAGUCCAAAGGUUCUUCCUUCUUUUACAGGGGUAGUCUGCAACGUAACGGAGUCAAUAACCACAGUCACCACAACGGAAUGGAAUGAAAUCUCAACUAGCCCCGCAUCGGAGGAUACAGAUCCUUCGGCAACAGUAACCGAAUCGACCACUACAGAUGGACCUCUCACCCUGACGGAAUGUGGUCCAUCCCCCGAAGACUGCAAGCAUGAAAUGACACAGAUCGAGGGGAUUCUGGAACCCUGUGUGAACAAAAGCGGACAAGUUCCUCAAUACCAAAAAUGCCUUUGGAACAUCAUGGCCAAUUCUACGGACGUCAUCGAAUUUCUCUUGACUCCAGAGGAUUUUGGGAACUUCCCAAAUCGAAGCGUACAAUUGAGAAUUGGCCAUGGAUACAAGGACGAGUUUCCACCUGGACAAGAGGGAACAACAGUGGAAAAAUUUGAAUACCCGGUUGAUGAAGAUACAACAGUGACCAUAGGAUGCGAUGACGCGUGGGUUGACAUGAUCACUCGCGAAGUUAUUAAGCCCUUCAGAGUUUUCUAUACCAUCAAACCCAAUGCAGUCACCGCGACAGCAUCGUGGGAAACUAAUACGUCAGACACCGAGCCAGACUCCACCGCGACAGAAUCGUGGGAAACUAAUACGUCAGACACCGUGUCAGACUCGACUACGACGGAACAGACAUGGACGUCCCCUCAGAAACUGUGUCAUUCGCUCGAGAAGAUUUGCAUUCAGGAUGUGACAGAGACCACGGGAAUCCUGGAACUGUGUGUGGAUUACACUGGAGAAGUCCCGCGAUACCAACACUGCCUUUGGAACAUCCUAGCCUGUCCAACAGGCGCAAUCGGGAUACUCUUGACUCCAGAUGAUUUUGGGAAUUUCCCCAACGAAACCCUGCUAUUGCGGAUUGGCUAUGGAUACAAAAACGGUUUCCCAAAUAGAACCGAUGAAACAGUGCUGGCUUAUUAUAACUACCCUGUUGAGAAGAAUACUGCGGUGAUCGUGAAUUCCGAUGUCGCCUGGGUUGAUAUGAUGACUUUGAAAGAUACCAAGCCUUUUAGGGCCUUCUAUACCAUCGAAGGGCAUGCAGGCGUAGACUGCAACUCGACGACGGUGACAGAAACCACAGUCACUGAGACAGACUUUAGUGAAAUGUCGUCUGUCUCAACAUCAGGGAAUCCAGGUACAUCAGAAACUGAUUCUAGCACUAGCCCAACAUAUGAACCAAGCUCUUUUUCCGAAACCACCACAGAUGAAUCAACAUCCACCCCCGAAACCACCACAGACGGAUCAACUUUCACUCCCGAAACCACCACAGAUGAUUCAGCCUCCACUCCCGAAACCACCACAGAGGAUUCAUCCUCCACUUCCGAAACCGUCACGGAUGGAUCAACCUCCACUCCCGAAACCACCACAGAUGAUUCAUCCUCCACUUCCGAAACCGUCACGGAUGGAUCAACCUCCACUCCCGAAACCACCACAGAUGAUUCAUCCUCCACUUCCGAAACAGUCACGGACGGCUCAACCUCCACUCCCGAAACCACCACAGAGGAUUCAUCCUCCACUUCCGAAACCGUCACGGAUGGAUCAACCUCUACUUCCGAAACUAUCACUACAGAUGAAUCAAUUGGAUCGUCUGAAUCCACCGAUAUAUCUGUUACAUUCCCGUCAGGCGAGACGACGGAGCUGUUUGAUUGCGUCGACCAAGGGCACAUGCUGAUACCAAGUGGUGCAUCUGGGUUAUUCCUCAUCUCCAUAUUCCUAGCAAUCGUCUUCGUUGGAUGAAGGUUUGUCCUACUGUCUCCAGCACUUCUCUUACCUUUGGAUAAGUCGGCAUGACAUCGAAAGGC
Molecule: messenger RNA, 2155 nt
Organism: Darwinula stevensoni
Lineage: Eukaryota; Metazoa; Arthropoda; Ostracoda; Podocopida; Darwinulidae
Source: the annotation of a GenBank genome assembly